Messenger RNA from Mustela erminea (ermine), 1382 nucleotides. RefSeq lists its product as uncharacterized. The transcript has 7 exons. The record is from RefSeq and is a predicted model, not a curated record. Bases 319 to 1059 code for a protein of 246 amino acids. Lineage: Eukaryota; Metazoa; Chordata; Mammalia; Carnivora; Mustelidae.
UUCAGAGGCCGCCCCCCAGCCACUCCAUCCUUUCCCGCCUCCGGGGGCUCCCUUCCCAUUUCCUUCCCCCCCACCGGUCCUCUCGGGCCUUCCCACCCCCGCCCGCAGUUACCUGGCCCCUCCCCCACUCGGCACUCACCUCCCCUUCCCCUGCUCCCACCUCUGACCUCCGGACCCCGAAUCCCCAGCCACCCCAAACCCGCUUUACCCGCCGGCUCCCACCCCCAGCUUUUUCUCCUGGGGGCAGACAGGCGGGAUGGGGGGCGCUGAGCCUCGGAGGCGGCGCGAGCGGGGACCAGGACGCCCAGACAAUAGUUGAUGCCCGGGGACAGGGGACACCUCCGUCCCCCCACUCCAGGAGCGCGGCCCCCGCCGGCUGCUCCCCAGCCUGCUUUCCGGGUCCCCCUCGGAGCCGGGCUCGGGAGUUGGGCAGAUUCCGCCCCCACCUCCCCCGGGCCCCCCUCCGCUCGGCGCCCGCCCCAGCCCGGCCUCGCCGCCCGCCGUUCUCCGCAGAGGAGGUGGCGAGUGAGCGCGCGCCGACCGUCCACCGGUUUCUCUUUCUCCCCAGGGAGAGCGCGCGGCGGACCCACCCCGGACGCGCGGUGGCACCGGGAGGCCGGGCCGAGCGGUAUGGCGGUAUUAGAGCAGAUGGAAGGCUGGAGUUUGAGCUUAAGUUGUGUGAAAACUUCAUCAGCCAAUUGGCUGACUCUUAAUGGUGAGACAGGAAGAACCACCCACGUUUUCCAUUUUGGAUUUGAGUCACAGAAAACAGGUUUCCUGCAGAAACCAUUUGGCUUCAACAAGUGUUCAGUUUUGAAUGUGAAUGGCAGUAAACCUAAUACCCAAGAUUUCUGUAUAAGAAGUAGAUCAGAAGGGCUACACUUUCAGGUUCUGAGAGAAUACCUCAAGUUGGACUCCAAAGCAAGAUUUACUACUAACUUCGAAGUGGAAGGAGGUCUUUACGUGAACACGUGCUUUCAUUUCUCUGGGGUAAAUACUUGGGAGCAGAAUGGCUGGAUUAUGUGGUUAUUUACUAUUAAUAUGGAUGCUAUUGUCUAAAUUUCUGCAGCCAUGGCACACGAAUAUAAGAAAGCAUGGGAUUGUGGCAAUCACAGAGUCCCAGUAAUACAAGUUCCGUUCAGUUUUUUCUGAAAGAAAGCUGUCUGUGAAAGCAAAGCAAAGGGAACCAUUGUGGAUUAUAAUGUUUUGAAGAUCUGGAUUUUCAGAGGUUUGGAAACAAGGCAUCGUUUCACCUUUUAAAUGAAAAAGAUUAAGAUCUCAUGCAACUGCUGUAUUCUCUGGAAACCGUUCUCCAAAAGGGAAGUGCACAUUUAAAACUUAGCUAUGAUGGUCCUUUGUGCAGGGAUUUGAGUCUGAUUGCU